GUCUGUCUUUGUCGAGGUGAUCAUGGCAAACCCACAAUUAUGCUUGAAGUUGUAGCUUCACAAGACUUGUGGAUUUGGCAUGCUUUUUUUGGCACCGCAGGUUCAAAUAAUGACAUUAAUGUGUUGAAUGCUUCGAAUGUGUUUAAUGACGUUUUGUCAGGACAAGCUCCUGCUGUACAAUACAUAGUAAAUAGAACCCAAUAUAAUAUAGGUUAUUAUCUUGCUGAUGAUAUUUAUCCUGAGUGGGCUACAUUUGUGAAGACCAUCCCUAUGCCACAAGGAGAAAAGAGAAAAUUAUUUGCCGAACGACAAGAAUCGGCAAGAAAAGAUGUAGAGCGAGCAUUUGGAGUAUUGCAAUCUCGAUUUGCAAUUGUGCGUGGACCGGCACGUGCUUGGCGUGUUGAUACAUUGAAGAAUAUCAUGUAUGCAUGCAUCAUACUACAUAACAUGAUAGUUGAAGAUGAAAGACACACGUACAAUAUUAAUUUUGAUUAUGAUAAUGGUGGUAACGAAGUCUCAACUACCGAUAUAUCUAUUGGUCUUCAUCCUAUUUUUGCUGCAACAUACUUACAAAGGAGGGCACAUCUUCGUGAUAGACAGCAACACCGACAACUACAACACGACUUGGUGGAACAUAUUUGGGAACGAUUUGGACAUCAUAAUAACGAAAAUUAG
Molecule: messenger RNA, 675 nt
Organism: Cajanus cajan (pigeon pea)
Lineage: Eukaryota; Viridiplantae; Streptophyta; Magnoliopsida; Fabales; Fabaceae
Source: RefSeq, a predicted model, not a curated record